Molecule: messenger RNA, 4966 nt
Organism: Octopus bimaculoides (California two-spot octopus)
Lineage: Eukaryota; Metazoa; Mollusca; Cephalopoda; Octopoda; Octopodidae
Cellular component (GO): nucleus
Source: RefSeq, a predicted model, not a curated record
CUGAUAGAGGUAAAGGAAAAGAAAGGAAAGCAAAAAUAUAAAAAGAGAAAAGUCUUGACAAGAUGACUCCACUUUGUUGCCUGCUAUGGCUUUGAUAUGUUUUAGAUUAUUACUCUGACUAUUUCCAACGAAAAUAUUUGACUGGUAAAUUAUGAAAGUAAGAUGUAGAAGACAAGCUAUCAUCUAAAGUGACUUGAAGUGUCAAGUUGUAUAGCAGUGCUGGUUUAAGUGGUGCCGAAUCAUGUCGCAGAAAGUGACACAAGCAUUUCAUCUUAAUUGUUUUCCCUUUAUACAGAAAAAAGGCAAGUCUGGUGUUGUCGGACCUAAAAAAUCAGAACAGUUGACCAUCAGCCAUGGAGUUGUCAGUGAUUCUCAGAAUAAAUCGGGUCCGAAUGAAACAGAACCUUUGUCCAGUGAAAUGGAAACUGUAAUUAUUCAAGGAACAGAUUUUGCUAAAGAAUUUGAAAAGCCCAAUGAUCGUGCCAGCCAUAUUAAAAUUGGUCGGGCUAAACAGAAAAUUGUUGGUAACCAAGGAACUAUUCUUCAGUGUACCAGUGUGAAUGUUGCCAGCAGCAAUAACAAAAGUGAUGGCAAACUUAAUGCUGUUGCCCCAAAAACUACAGUGGCUCAAUCUGUUGAAACUGCAGCAAAGAAAAACGAUGGGCCUUGCCGAACAAGUGACUUAGAAGGAAGUGCAGCUAGCAGCUGUUCUGCUGUCAAGACAAACUGCAAAAAAGCUGGAAGUACUGCCGUGCCAGUUACUACUAGUUGUACAAUAACAGCUGCCUCAGGAAGAAAGGAUGGAAGCUUUGUUGGAAGAGGAAACGUCCAACUAGUUAAUACUAGUUGUAUUACCAAGGGAAAGAUUCUCACAAGACCAGCUCCUAUUGUUCCUCCACCUUUAAGACCUAAUGAUAAUUCAAAAACUAUGAGACGUAAUUCAGCUUUUUCAAACAUGAGACCAGUUGUUCCGAACCCUGGGAAUAUAUUUCCUGGUUCUACUCCACCAAGGGUUCGAAAUCCUGGCUCCAACUUCAAUACACCUCGACCAGGUGUUUGUGUACAAGGCAAUUUAUAUGGUAGACCAAAUGUUCCAAUGGCCAACGUGAGGAAUGCCAGACAGAUGGGUAUGGUGAACAGAUUCAACACCCCCCGAUCAGUUGGUGGAAUACUUGUGCGACCAAGUGGUACUCCUUUGAUGCGACCAACAUGUCCUGGAACUAAGGCUAAUCAGUUAAUUAUGUCCAGUGUUUCUAAUAUAGUGAAUCCCAAGAUUGCAGGUUCUAGCAAGCAGAAUGUCAAAGCGAAUUCUAAUACUACUACUACUACUACUAGUGCUUCAUCUGCUACAACUACUACAGCAACUACUACUACUACAACAGCUACAACCACAACUACUACUACAACUAUUAAUAAUGUUAAUAUUAAAAAUAAUGUGACUUUUACCAACUCUAAAAGCAAGACAUUAGCAUCAGAUGGAAAUAGUGGCAAGGCCAACAAUGGGAGGAAUUUGGUAAAAUCAAAACCUGAAUCAAACAAAGUGAUUAGUGAAACAAAAACACAGGUGAACACUAGUAACUCUACUCUUGAUUUAGAUGUCACUAAAAAGAUCAGCAAUAAUAAUAAUAAUAAUGAUACUAAUAAAAGUACCAAUGUUGGUGCUAGUAAGUUUUCUGAGAACAGUCAAGUAAAUGUAGCUAGUAGUAGUAGUACUAAGUCGAACAGUAUUGUAAAAGUUGCAAGCAGCACAGCAGUACAUACAGUGCCAUCUUCCAGCUCAUCUAUUAUAAACGACAAGUUAAUCAUCACCACCACCACUAAUACUGCUACUGCUAUAAAAGCAAGCCCCAAACCAAGUGGAACUAUUUCUUCAAGCUUACCAAAUUCUACUCCAGUUGCUUCUGUCAGUGGACAGUUACAAUCUUCAUGUACUGAAACUAAAGAAAAGGAACAGCAUCCACCAGAUUCCACUGGUGCAGAAGAGAGCUGUGAUGUAUUGGAUGACAGUGAAGGAUCUAAAAGUGCCAUUUCAUUCUCCUUUUGUCGAAAAAUGGGGCAAAAGUUAUCAUCUUCGGUUCCAUUUGGUAAGGAAAGAGAUGAAAAACUGUUACAUUCUGGUGAAAGUGAGAGAGAACCUAAAGAAAGUAAAGCAGCUGAAGAAACCAGUGAUAGUGUAGAAAAAGGUGAUGCAGAAAAGUCUGAGAAGUCUUCUGAAGAGAAGCCGGCUGCUAAAGAUUUGCCACCUGCUGGAAUGCCAUUUUUAAAAGUUCUUAACAAAGAACAAACACUUGAGUUAGACUGGCCUGUUGAAAUGAUCCAGUAUACAAAAACUCAGCCUCCCAUAACCUAUAGCUGUAAUCCUCUCUUCUUUGACUUCAGUGAAUUAUUACCGAAGAAUAAAUCUCAGAAAAGCGAUGAUGUUUCUAAAACUAAAGUAAAAGUGAAAAGUGAGGAGAUGUCAACUGUAAAGGUGGAGGUAAAUAGCUUCACUAACAAGGAUGAGCUGAAGGAAAGUAAGCCACUGGCAAGGAAGUCUAAGAAGAAAAAGCGAAAAUUGUCCACUCAACAUCACUCUGAUGAAGAUGAACCAAAAGCGAAGAAGAAGAAGAAAAAGAAACACAAGAAGAAAGAGCAUAAAACAGAGGAAGGUGUUUCUGGCAAAGAUGAUAAUAAGAAUGUGUCUGUGGAAAGUGGGAAGAAUAAAAGACAUAAGAAGAAAAAGAAACGAUCUCAUCAAUCUGGCACCAAGUCUGAUACUGAGUUAGGAGACGGUGGUGAAGCAGUUCGGAACAAAAGUUCACAUAAAAGCAAGCAUAAAAAACACAAAUCAAGAAAAUCCAAGAAGAAAAGGCACAAAAGUGAUGAGUUUGAGAAGCAAUCUCAAAGUGGUCAUGAGAGCGAAGAGGAAACUACAGGUCCAUAUGGCAUCGGUCUGAAAAAUAAACAGUUGAAGAAAAGAAAAUCACAACUGAAAUCUGAAAGUGGCAAUAUUUCUUCAGAAGAAGAAACUACAGCAGCAGCAGCAUCUGAUAAUAGUAAGGUUGCCAAAGUUCACAAAACCAAAGUUAAAUUGGUCGGUGUUGAUCGAAGUGAAUUACCUGAGCUGGACUCUAAGCAGUCCACUGCUGUUGCUACUGCUACUACUACUACUGCCAUUUCUAUGGGUGAAGAGGAAAAGCCUGAUGUAAGUAAGAAAAGACCUGUGAGCGUUGGUACUUCUGGUUCUUUAUUUGAAUCUAUGGAUGAUUGUAAGAAAAUUUCAAAAGAAGAAACUGUUUGUGUAAAGGCUGGUUCUAGCAGCGAGAGGAAGCGCCAUUCUGGUGAUAUUGAUUCUCCUUUAAAUAGUAAGAGGAAAGCAUCUAAAAAUCCUUGUAUAAAGAGUGAAGAAGACACAUGGAGUAAAAUGGAAAAUCUAUUUGAAGCUCGCUUCGACCCGGAAGGGAACAAAGCAUCAUGGGACACAAGCAGUGAUAGUGAUGUUGAAUCCCCUGUUAAUUCAUGUUUGAAGUCUAAAAAUAACAGUGAAGUCUUUAAGAGAAAGAAGAAUGGUGAUGAAUCCAUACAGACCGAUAAAAAAGAAAUUAAUAAAAAUAAUAAUAAUAAUAGCAACAACAAUAAUAAUAGUAAUAAUAAUAAUAAUAGUAAUAAUAAAAGUGCAUUUUCAAGUUCGAAAGUUGACUCCCGUAUUGAAAAUUACCAUCAAAGCUCUGGAAGUGAUACGGAUCAGCCUUCUUGCUCUGUACAGAAAAGCUACAAACGAAAGAAAUGUUAUUCUGGUGAGAGUCAUCACAGUGAGAGUCAGUGUCGAAGCAGGGAACAUUCUUAUAGCUCAUCUUACAGCGAUAGAGACUCGCAUUAUUCAGACAAAUCAAAACAUAGGCACUCUAGGUCACAUUCAUCCAGCAAUUCUCGAUCGAGGUCACGAUCACGGUCAGUGUCCUACGAAAGACAUGGUUCUCACAGAGGUCGACGUUACUCCUACAGUAGUUAUUCGGAAGACGACUAUCGUUACAGGCGCAGGCGUACGGCAUCACGCUCUUGCAGCCGGCACCGGUCUCGAACUCGUUCCAGCUCGUACAGCCAUUCUAGAAGAUACAGAUCCUAUUCCAGUGAACACCGAUCAUACACUAGCAGCAGUAGCCGGUCAAGAAGUCGAUCAGAGUCACGGGGUCGCUCUCGCUCAUAUUCCUACUCACGAUCACACUCCAAAUCUUCCUCCUACUCGAGGUCGCGAUCAAGGUCACGGUCGUAUCAUAAGUCUCAUUCAAAGUCACGCUCACCCCACAAAUCUAAAUCAGAUUACAGACACAAAAGUAGUCCAGAACCCAGAUAUAGUUCUUCUUACUCGACCAAAAAAUAUUCUCAAAGUCUUCAGAGUAAAAAGAGUGACAAUGAUAAAAGUGGCAAGCUUGAUCCUGCUAAAAUUCCAAUGCCUGGUGAUAUCAAAGAUGGUGGAAGUGACCAACAGGACAAAAGUAAAGGGAAAAGUUCCACAGGAGAAAGUACCAAGUCAGCUACACCUGUCAGUGAAGCUAGCACUGCAACAACCAGUGUCACUAGCAAGGCUGACACAGCUGCGCCGAGCAACAGCAGUGAUGCGAAACCAAGCAGCGGUGGCUUGAAAAAUAUCCCCUUGCCUCCUUUCCAAGUGGCAGAGGCUGCCCACUUAACACCCGAUAAUCAAACGCGCCCUCCCCCUCCCCCUCCUCAACUCAUACCUCCACCGCGCUUCCCAGCUGCUGCAAAUGAUAAUCUCUUGCAUCCUCUACCCGACCUCUCACAGCCACCACCCUCUGCAGCCAUCAUUGUUUUCUGGGAACGAUGUUAUUUUUCGUCAAGACUUGGAAUUAUCAUUUGUGCCCGAAAUGGGCUCCUUCGAAGAAUCUCUGAAGAAACAUUACUCGACAGGAUGCGUAUUCGGAUAUCAGGGAGUCUCUCCAGGUUGAACCGCUAUUUUGCAUUAUGA